AUGGCGUCUAAGAUUGACGGCACCGCUAUUGCCAAGAGCAUCCGUGAGGGUCUCAAGGCUGAGAUUGAGAAGACACAAUUGACAAACCCUCGGUUCAAGCCGAAUUUGGUGAUCUUCCAGGUUGGCAAUCGGUCUGACUCCAGCACCUAUGUGCGCAUGAAGUUGAAGGCCGCCCAAGAGGCCAACAUCAUCUGCACCCUCAUCAAUGUCCCCGAAUCCAGCACCGAGUUGGAGCUUGUCCAGGAAAUCACCAAGGCCAACAAUGACCCCUCCGUCCACGGCAUCUUGGUGCAAUUGCCCCUCCCCGGCCACAUGUCCGAGCAUACCAUCACCUCGACCGUUGCAGAUGAGAAGGAUGUGGAUGGAUUUGGUGCUGUCAACAUUGGAGAGUUGGCUAAGCGUGGUGGACGUCCCCUGUUCACUCCUUGCACUCCCCUUGCAGUCAUGGAGCUGCUCAAGGCCAGCGGUGUUGACCCCGCCGGCAAGGAAGCCGUUGUUCUGGGCCGCAGCGACAUCGUCGGCAGCCCCGUCAGCUAUCUGCUCAAGAAUGCCGACGCUACCGUCACCGUGUGCCACUCCAAGACCCCCGACAUUGCUCGCGUUGUGAAGAAUGCCGAUAUCGUUGUCGCCGCCAUUGGCCAGACCGAGAUGGUCAAGGGCGAUUGGCUCAAGCCUGGUGCCGUCGUGAUCGACGUCGGUAUCAACUACAAGCCCGAUGCGACCAAGAAGUCUGGUGAGCGUCUUGUCGGUGAUGUCGACUUCGAGUCUGCUUUCCAAGUGGCCUCGCAGAUCACCCCCGUCCCCGGUGGUGUUGGUCCCAUGACCGUUGCCAUGCUGCUGAAGAACGUGGUCUCCGCAGCCAAGGCCUACUUUGAGAAGCAAAAGGACCGCCACAUUACUCCUUUGCCUCUGAAGCUGCUGACUCCCGUCCCAUCUGAUAUUGCCAUCUCUCGCGCCCAAUACCCCAAGCCCAUCACUACUGUCGGUUCCGAGAUCGGCAUUGCUCCCCACGAGUUGGAGCCCUACGGCCACACCAAGGCCAAGGUCAGCCUCGAGGUCUUGGACCGCCUCUCUCACCGUCGCAAUGGCCGUUACAUUCUGGUCUGCGGUAUUACCCCUACUCCUCUCGGAGAGGGCAAGUCUACUACUACUCUCGGUCUGACCCAAGCUCUGGGUGCUCAUCUGAACCGCAUUGUCUUUGCCAACGUCCGCCAGCCCAGCCAAGGUCCGACCUUUGGUAUCAAGGGCGGUGCUGCCGGUGGUGGUUACAGUCAAGUUAUUCCCAUGGACGAGUUCAACCUGCACUUGACUGGCGACAUCCACGCCAUCACUGCUGCCAACAACCUUCUCGCUGCGGCCAUUGAGACCCGCAUGUUCCACGAGGCUACCCAGAAGGAUGGAGCUCUCUACAAGCGUCUCGUCCCCGUCAAGAAGGGCACGCGUGAGUUCAAGCCCAUCAUGUUCCGCAGAUUGAAGAAGCUUGGAAUCGAUAAGACCAACCCCGACGACCUCACCGCGGAUGAGAUCCGCCGCUUCGCUCGUCUGGACAUUGAUCCCGAGACCAUCACUUGGCGUCGCGUUCUGGAUGUCAACGAUCGUCACCUUCGUGGUAUUACCGUUGGCCAGGCUCCCACCGAGAAGGGUCUGACCCGCGAGACCGGAUUCGACAUUUCCGUCGCCAGUGAGUGCAUGGCUAUUCUGGCUCUCAGCAACAGCUUGGAUGACAUGCGCGAGCGUCUGGGACGCAUGGUUGUCGCUACUUCUCGCAGCGGUGACCCCGUUACUUGCGACGAUAUUGGUGCUGGCGGUGCCCUUGCCGCUCUGAUGAAGGAUGCCAUCAAGCCCAACCUGAUGCAGAGUCUCGAGGGUACCCCCGUGCUGGUGCACGCCGGUCCCUUCGCCAACAUCAGUAUCGGCGCUAGCUCCGUGAUUGCCGACAAGCUGGCUCUGAAGCUGGCCGGUACCGAGCCCGAUGAGGACCACGACGCCAAGACCGGUUUCGUGGUCACCGAGGCCGGAUUCGACUUCACCAUGGGCGGUGAGCGUUUCUUCAACAUCAAGUGCCGCUCCUCGGGUCUGUCUCCCGAUACCGUGGUGAUUGUGGCUACGGUCCGUGCUCUCAAGGUCCACGGCGGCGGUCCCGAGAUUAGCCCGGGCGCAGCCCUGCACGAGAUCUACCGUACCGAGAACGUGGAUAUUCUCCGCGCCGGUUGUGUCAACCUGCGCAAGCACAUUGCCAACGCCAAGCAGUACGGCGUGCCCGUCAUCGUUGCGAUCAACCGUUUCGAGACUGACACCGAGGCUGAAAUUGCCGUCAUCAAGGAGGAGGCGAUCGCUGCGGGUGCGGAAGACGCUAUCCCCGCCAACCACUGGGCUGAGGGUGGAGCCGGCGCCGUUGACCUGGCCAAGGGCGUGCUCGCCGCUAGCUCCAAGCCCAAGGACUUUAAGCUGCUGUACGAUCUGAACGGCAGCAUCCAGGAGCGUAUUGAGCGCAUUGGUAAGGCGAUGUACGGCGCCGAGAAGGUCGAGUUCAGCGAGCUGGCCCAGAAGAAGGUCGACACCUACACCAAGCAGGGCUUUGCCAACCUGCCCAUCUGUAUUGCCAAGACGCAGUACUCGCUCAGUCACGACCCCGCGUUGAAGGGAGCCCCUACCGGGUUUACCGUGCCCAUCCGGGAUGUCAGACUGGCCGUGGGUGCAGGAUAUCUGUAUGCUCUGGCCGCCGAUAUUCAAACGAUCCCCGGUCUGCCCACCGCACCGGGUUACCUGAAUGUGGAUAUCGACACCGAGACCGGGGAGAUCGAUGGACUGUUCUAG
Molecule: messenger RNA, 2817 nt
Organism: Penicillium cataractarum
Lineage: Eukaryota; Fungi; Ascomycota; Eurotiomycetes; Eurotiales; Aspergillaceae
Product: C-1-tetrahydrofolate synthase
Exons: 5
Coding region: 1-2817 (938 amino acids)
Biological process (GO): tetrahydrofolate interconversion
Cellular component (GO): cytosol
Molecular function (GO): methenyltetrahydrofolate cyclohydrolase activity; methylenetetrahydrofolate dehydrogenase (NADP+) activity; ATP binding
Source: RefSeq, a predicted model, not a curated record